GUCCCACUUUACAUGUUCCGCCGCCUCUUGACUAGAGCCUCGAGUACUACCCUUCCUACUUGCUCUCUUAGACCACUUUCCCCGACAAAUCCUCUAAUCCGUGCUUACGUGAAGAAAACCAACAUGAGCAAGCUUGCCAAACAGAACCAGAAGGGCUCAGACGGAGGCCGCAGAGGCGGCGGUGGAGGAGGGGGAGGAACGAAACUCAGAGGUCUGCGUGAGGAUUCAUCUGAAGUUCGUCUUUCAAAAACAGUUACCUGGAUCCUUCGACAUGGUGCCAAGUCCGAAGGAAUAUUUAUGAGACCAGACGGUGCUGUUCGCGUCUCUGACCUUUUAGACAACCAGAGGUUGAAGUCUCAGCUUGAUUUGGAGGGACUGGAGAAGCUCGUGAAAGAGGAUAAGAAGAUGCGAUUCACAUUGUUGCACGAGCCGGACACAGUUGGCUCUGACGGAGGCGACAUCGUGUGGAUACGGGCCAACCAAGGGCAUUCUAUCACGGCUGUAAAGCUCGAUAUGAAGCCUGUCACAGACGCCUCUGAGAUACCCAUGGCAGUGCAUGGAACGAACAAAGAGGCAUGGAAACAGAUCUCUGAACAAGGGCUUUCGAGGAUGACCCGAAAUCACAUACAUCUCGCUCAAGGCGUCCCAAACUCGGGCGUGAUCAGCGGUAUGCGUAAUAAUGCCACCGUCUUGAUCCAUAUCGACGUCCAGAAAGCGAUGGACUCCGGUUUGAAAUUCUUCGUCUCCGACAACGGCGUCGUAUUGACAGAAGGCGACUCGAACGGAUUUCUUUCGCCUCAAUUUUUCAGUAAGGUCGAGGAUAAGCAAGGUCGACCCGUACUUGGAUGGCAACCACCACAACAAUCGACCGAACCGGCAUCGCAAACCGCUGAAGUGCCAAAGGAUGAACAUUCAUGAAUGGGCGACGGAGUGCGGUAAUCCAUGUGUAUCUUAUUGGUGAAAAAUUGUAGAUGUGUGUAUUUGUCCUUACAUUCAUGGAAUCAGUGGUCAUUUUUGUGCGGGGCGAUGCGUAGAAGGUGAAGAGGAGGGGGUUCUAAUUGCACGCUUUCGCAAACAUUCCAUCGUCGGCGACCUUUCCAAUUAUCAGUUCGUAGUCGUCUGAAUGUUCAAGCGUUUGUC
Molecule: messenger RNA, 1140 nt
Organism: Stereum hirsutum FP-91666 SS1
Lineage: Eukaryota; Fungi; Basidiomycota; Agaricomycetes; Russulales; Stereaceae
Exons: 6
Coding region: 124-918 (264 amino acids)
Biological process (GO): tRNA splicing, via endonucleolytic cleavage and ligation
Molecular function (GO): tRNA 2'-phosphotransferase activity
Source: RefSeq, a predicted model, not a curated record